Anopheles aquasalis is the source of this 873-nucleotide messenger RNA. RefSeq lists its product as uncharacterized. NCBI's taxonomy places the organism in Eukaryota, Metazoa, Arthropoda, Insecta, Diptera, Culicidae. The record is from RefSeq and is a predicted model, not a curated record.
AUGGAUUGCAACUAUUCGGUAAAAGUGAAGAUCGAACGAAGCGAAGCUGAAGCGCAAAAUGUAGUCCGUGAAAAUUCGCCGACCGAAGAACUGAUUGAAGUGAUCGAUCUAACCAACGAGGAAGAGGAAUUUCAAUCUUUUGUUCAAUCACUUCCGCAAACGCAAAUCAAAUCUCAACCGCUGCCGGCAGAACCAUCUGCACCGGGUCCUUCUUCUGUGGUGCCCCGAUCAUCCACUAGACAAAGUUACACAUAUUUCUCGCUGCCUGUCCCGGUGGACUACGUACAGCAAAUUCAACUAAAUGAGGACUUUGCCGGCGGCGAGCUCUUCAAAAUGCGAUUCAGACAGUUAAUGUUAUAUGGCCGUUUAACGCAGAAACACAUGAAAGACGAUUCCACCUUCAUAUUCCGGCUCGACGAUGGCACAGGGCAGGUGAAUGUAAUGUUUCGUAACACAAAGAUAAAAAUUAUCGAUACUCUCAACAAUCUUAGCCAGUGCGAAGAGCUAAUCCUAAGGAGAGAAAAAUCUGCGGCCAACACCGAGGUUGGAUAUCCGGAAUCACUUCACGAACCGCUGAAGACGAUAAUGGCGAUGGCUAGGGCAAACUGUGCCAGACAGAACAGUCUGCCACCGUAUGGUAGAGGGUGCUUCGUCGUCGGGUUUCCGUACCAAUCUAUCAACGGUGGCGUGGCCAUUUUCGCCCACACUGUGGUGGCUGAUACCAACGAUAAGUCGAUGGAUCUGUAUUGGAAAAGUUACCUCCUGUCUUUCUACCGGCCAAUUGUUGGCAAUGAUUGCAGCAAUGGAGAUAUGAGUAACGACUUUCAGUCGUGGCUACAAUCUCGAGCCCUCAACGGUGUGUCGUUAAUGUAA